Messenger RNA from Ochotona curzoniae (black-lipped pika), 3109 nucleotides. It is a transcript of the gene CALCOCO1, whose product is annotated as calcium binding and coiled-coil domain 1. The transcript is spliced from 16 exons. Lineage: Eukaryota; Metazoa; Chordata; Mammalia; Lagomorpha; Ochotonidae. The coding region runs from base 94 to 2241 and encodes 715 amino acids. The record is from RefSeq and is a predicted model, not a curated record.
CCCCUCCUGGAGUGCGAGGGCUGUUUUUGUUGUUGGUGAAAGGUGAGGGGAACAGCUGAUUCCGUCUGUGGGAGCAGAGAUCUCCAGGGCGGGAUGCAGGAGUCCUCCCUCAGCCGUGCUCCCUCCCGGGGUGGUGUCAACUUCCUGAAUGUCGCCCGGACCUACAUCCCCAACACCAAGGUGGAAUGUCACUACACCCUUCCUCCAGGCACCAUACCCAGUGCCAGUGACUGGAUUGGCAUCUUCAAGGUGGAGGCUGCAUGCGUCCGGGAUUACCACACGUUCGUGUGGUCAUCGGUGCCUGAGAAUCCAGCUAGUGGUUCUCCUAUCCACGCCAGUGUCCAGUUCCAAGCCAGCUACCUGCCCAAACCAGGAGCCCAGCUCUACCAGUUCCGCUAUGUGAACCGCCAGGGCCGAGUAUGCGGGCAGAGCCCCCCUUUCCAGUUCCGAGAGCCAAGGCCCAUGGAUGAGCUGGUGACCCUGGAGGAGGCUGACGGUGGCUCUGAUAUCCUGCUGGUUGUCCCCAAGGCCACUGUCCUGCAGAACCAGCUGGAUGAGAGCCAACAAGAACGGAAUGACCUGAUGCAGCGCAAGCUGCACCUGGAGGGGCAGGUGACGGAGCUGAGGAGCCGUGUGCAGGAGCUCGAGUCGGCAUUGGCGACAGCCAGACAGGAGCACGCAGAGCUGCUGGAGCAGUACAAGGGCCUUACGCGGUCCCAUGGAGAGCUCACAGAGGAGAGGGAUGUGCUCAGCCGGCAACAGGGCGACCACGUGGCGCGCAUCCUGGAGCUGGAGGACGACAUCCAGACCAUCAGUGAGAAAGUGCUGACCAAGGAGGUGGAGCUGGACAGGGUGAGAGAUGCGGCGAAGGCCCUGACUCGAGACCAAGAGAAGCUGCUUGGGCAACUGAAGGAAGUGCAAGCAGACAAGGAACAAAGCGAGGCUGAGCUCCAAAUGACACAAGAGGAGAGCCGGCGCCUCGGCUUGGAGCUGCAGGAAGCCAAGGGCCGGCAGGAGGAGCUGGGUGCACAGGUGCAGCGCCUGAAGGACAAGGUGGCCCAGAUGAAGGAUGCCCUCAGCCAGGCCCAGCAGCGCGUGGCUGAGCUGGAGCCUCUGAAAGAGCAGCUUCGAGGGGCCCAGGAGCUGGCAGCCUCGAGUCAGCAGAAGGCUGCACUUCUCGGGGAGGAGCUGGCCAGCGCGGCGGGAGCCCGGGACCGCACCAUCGCUGAGCUGCACCGCAGCCGCCUGGAGGCUGCUGAAGUCAAUGGGCGACUGGCCGAGCUCAGCCUGCACCUGAAGGAGGAGAAGUGCCAGUGGAGCACGGAGCGGGCAGGGCUGCUGCAGAGUGUGGAGGCUGAGAAGGACAAGAUCCUGAAGCUGAGCGCAGAGGUCCUUCGCCUGGAGAAGGCGCUGCAGGAGGAGAGGGCCCAGAACCAAGUGUGCAAGACAGAACUGGCCCGGGAGAAAGAUUCCAGCCUGGUGCAGCUGUCAGAGAGCAAGCGGGAGCUGACAGAGCUGCGCUCAGCCCUGCGUGUGCUGCAGAAGGAGAAGGAGCAGCUGCAGGAGGAGAAGCAGGAGCUGUUGGAGUACAUGAGGAAGCUGGAGGCCCGCCUGGAGAAGGUGGCUGAUGAGAAGUGGAGCGAAGAUGCGGCUACUGAGGAUGAGGAGGCCACUGCGGGGCUGAGCUGCCCAACUGCACUGACAGACUCCGAAGAAGACGAGUCACCAGAAGACAUGCGCCUCCCGGCCUACCGCCUGUGCGAGCGCGGAGACUCAGGCACUUCUGCCGGGCCGCGAGAAGCAUCGCCCCUGGUUGUCAUCAGCCAGCCGGCCCCCAUUACUCCCCACCUCUCAGCACCUGCUGAGGACAGUAGCUCGGAUUCGGAGGCUGAAGAUGAGAAGUCAGUCCUGAUGGCAGCUGUGCAGAGUGGGGGCGAAGAGGCCAACCUGCUGCUUCCUGAACUGGGCAGUGCUUUCUACGACAUGGCCAGCACCAUCUUCCGCGGAGCCCAAAUUGCCCUGCAUCCCCUCUCUCCUGCCCCUUCCCCCUCCCCAACCACCAGUGGCUUCUCAGUGAGUUCCCUAACCGAGGCUAGCGCCGGGGGCACCGCCACACCCCCCUGGAAGGAGUGUCCCAUCUGCAAGGAGCGCUUCCCUGCCGAGAGCGACAAGGAUGCCCUGGAGGACCACAUGGACGGACACUUCUUUUUCAGCACCCAGGACCCCUUCACCUUCGAGUGAUGGCAGCACCUCCCCUGGUACCCAAAUGUACUCUCUCUCUCUCUCUCUCACACACACACACACACAUACACACACACACACACACACGCAUGCACACUCAGGUCUCCAUCACCCCGGGCCCCAUGAUGUUCUGUUCCCUAAGACCCGCUCCUGGGGGCCCUGCUUUCAUCCUCCUCUCCUACCUGCCUGCUCUCUCCCGGGCAGGGACUCUUUCUUGGAAGAACAGCUGCACUGGCCCCAGAAGUGGUUUUAGCAGGCCCAGGAUGGAGGAGGCCUUCCUUCCCCGGUUCAGGGGGUGGCGGACAGCACCAGUCCCUUUUAGCCCGAACUGCUUCUGAUACUCACACAGCCACAUGUUCCACCACUCACACUCCCACUCCCCUCCUCGGUGCCCCAAAGCCAGUUCCAGGGGCACCCCACCCUCGCUGCUUACUUAUUUGGAGUUUGUUUACCUGAGUUUUCAUGGGCCCCGCAGAGAGGCAGGGGCACAGACGUGGCAACCUCUGCAGGUUUUGUUCCAGUUCCCAGUUUCAGGGCGUUGUUCUUUCUGUCCCCCCAUGGCCUUCUACGCCCCAGCCCAGACUUUGCUGUAGCCUUUGGUAUUCAGUUUGGAAGUUCUUUUUGUAUUUUGGAGGGUUUCUGUGUCUGUCUCCAUCCCUCCUUGCCACUCUGUCCUGUCCCUCCCCUCCCCAGGAUCCUCACAUGGAAAGAAAUACCGUAUUUGUGCCUUCUGUGAGGGACGGGGGAGCAAGUGGCCCCAGAUGUCCCAGCCCUUCCCCCGUGGCCCCCCACAGCAAUAAGAGCUUCCCAUUCCCCCUAUGCCUUCCUCUGAUGAGUAGUUUGGACAAAUAUAUUUAUAUGAUAUGGA